Homarus americanus (American lobster) is the source of this 4917-nucleotide messenger RNA. RefSeq lists its product as uncharacterized. NCBI's taxonomy places the organism in Eukaryota, Metazoa, Arthropoda, Malacostraca, Decapoda, Nephropidae. The coding region runs from base 1 to 3657 and encodes 1218 amino acids. The record is from RefSeq and is a predicted model, not a curated record. The transcript is spliced from 12 exons. Gene Ontology annotation, biological process: vesicle-mediated transport.
AUGUUAGCUCAGAGUGCCACCGCUGCCUUGUACCUGCAGACGAGGGCAAGCCGGGAGGAGCGGCUGGCACGCCAGAAUAACAACAAUACCCACGAUGUCAAGAACCGUAACCCGAAAAACUCAGAAAUAUGUUGGGGCCACUCGGCUCAGCCACAGAAGACAGGCCGUAGCAUUACGCCUUAUGGUGACACCGAGGAAACAGUUGUCGAGCGUCAUCAACCCACCGGUCCGCAAGGUUCUCGGGAGUCUCUUAGCCACCACGUGUUCCAACUAUCCGGUAACUUUCUUGCGUUCCUACAGACCAUUUACCCUCAAGAACCCCACCAACCGAGUGUUCCUCAGGAGCUACCGAGCAGUUUGCAAGAGUUCCAGCAGGACAUUAGCGCUGAACACUCCCAGCAGUCCUUCAUACCAACUCAGUGGCGAGCGCCUGCACCUGCCUACUUGUCUCCAAGUGUCUCAGAGACCUUGCAGCAUCCACGUGUCCCAGCAGCCCAGGCUCCCACACGUGUCCCAGCAGUCCAGGCUCCCACACGUGUCCCAGCAGCCCAGGCUCCCACACGUGUCCCAGCAGUCCAGGCUCCCACACGUGUCCCAGCAGCCCAGGCUCCCACACGUGUCCCAGCAGUCCAGGCUCCCACACGUGUCCCAGCAGUCCAGGCUCCCACACGUGUCCCAGCAGUCCAGGCUCCCACACGUGUCCCAGCAGUCCAGGCUCCCACACAGCAGUCCAGGCUCCCACACGUGUCCCAGCAGUCCAGGCUCCCACACGUGUCCCAGCAGUCCAGGCUCCCACAACAGCUCAGUCUGCCAUAUGUGUCCCAGCAGCUCAAUAACCCAGUGCUCUCCCAGUUGAGUUCUAAGUUCAGUUCCUGGAGCGAGCGGUGCUGGAAAACGGACGACUGGAGUGUAAACAGUUGGAAAUCCCUGGAAUGGGUGAAAUCAGGGAACUGGAAACCUGAGUGGCUCGACGAUAAGGAUUUAGGGGACCUUUUGAAGAAGACUAAAGACUGGGGGAGUGAGUGGUUAGAGAGUGAGUGGCAAAGAGCUAAAGAUCUGGACAUGCGCAGAGUACCCAUCGGUGAUUGGUUUGGACUGAGUGACGAAAUCAAGGAUGGAAUAGAGAUGAAGCCAAACAUUUAUCCCCGAGUACAAAGGCGGUGUGUGCCAGCGGUGGUCGUGUAUGACAGCGGUGUGUGUACCCGGGAGGAGGAUGACCCCGCCCACGCUGUUCUGUACUUCCGCCCACGCCACACGCCCACCACCGCCCGCACCUCCCUCGCCGGCCAGCUGGCGGGCGUGGUCCAUUUCUGCCGCCACGCCUUCGCCACGCCCACCGUCGUACGGACCAGACACGCCCACGUGGCCCUCAAGGACUACGGCCGCUUUGUUGUGAUGGUGUGUGGGCGUGGCGGGGAGUGGGCGCGAACGAGGUUGGUGGAGGUGACGCGGCUACUGGAUGCAUCUACAGGCGGCCUUCCUCACCUGUGGGUCACCUGUGGCUGGGACCAACAGGUCUUCACCGACAGGUUGACGGAGGUCCUGGAUGCCCUACUGCCUCACGCUCUACCAGACGCUGACUUUGGGGAGGACCAAAUCCUGGAGUCUUCCCCCAGCACCUCCUCCAGCACCCCCUCCCCCGCCACCGAGGCCUCAGAGGGAGGUGUCUCCAGUGAUGGGGGAAGAUCAGGUCAGAAGGGAGAGGACCGAGAGGAGGAGGCCUGUACGCUCCUACACAGGAUCUUCAACGCUGUUCCCUCCGUCCAGCUGCCCAAGAGCGGGGGCGGCGUGUUCCUGAGGGCGCAGCAGCUGGUGGAGGUGUGUCAGCAGCAGCCAGGGGUCUUAGCCGGUGCCACCAUGCAUAAAGACAGGAUACUCAACUCACAGAUGGACAGUGACCUGGCGCACAUCCUAGCCUCCCUCCCACUGCACAAUCAGAAGAGCGGAGUGCUUGAGGAGCGUCGGGUGGAGUACCAGCUGCCAGGUGGAGUACAGCUUCUGAAGCUUCAUGUACCCGAGGAGACCCACUCCACUCUCCGCGCCAAUCUCCCAAAGUCGAUGCCACGUCGCGGAGAGCGGGGACUACACAGUGAAGCAGCGUCCAUGGACCUGGCAUCUCUCCGCUCCGUCCUCCAGUCCCGCCAGUCCCUCCAUACCUACCCCUCCACUCUACCCGCCGCCAUGGACACCCCCUUAGAGAGGUGCUCAAGCCCACAGGAAUCACACAAGCUCAGUCAGCAUCUACCCAAGGGUCCCAGUCUCUUGAGGAGGAUAAGUGGAUGUAAUGAGCUGGAGUCGCGACCUUCACAGAGCUUACCAGGAUCACCCAGGAAGAUCCGAGUGGCAGCCACGUUGCCAGACGUAGGUAGCAACUCACCUGACCUACGUUACAAGGUGUUGACAGGACGCAGGCCUCGGCCACCAGCGUCCUCACACUCCACCCCACGGAGGAUGCCAGGAGGACGUAAUGGAAUUCCAAGGAACCUCGACACAGCUAAUAAUGGCAUCAAUUUUGGUUCUAAACGUGUCCAUGGAGUAGGAGUGUCCAACCUGGCACGUUAUAGUGUAGAAAAGAGAAAUACUUCCAACAAUAAACUACUUAACAUCACAGGCGACGUUGCCAAACCCAUCCUUAAGAACGGCACUGUGACCACCUCAAAACUGGGCUAUGAGUCUGAAAAAAGCGAAAGUGGUUUCGAGGACGGGGUACAGUCUGACAGUGAGCUUAACAUAAAAAACACAAAAAAUAAGCUGAAUUUACAGUUUGCGCCCGACAAGAUAAAUAGACCAAGUCACGAGAUAGAACUUGAUGGGUUGAGCAACGACGAACCGAAAAUUACCCGAGAGAUUAAUGGGAAUCUCUCCAAAGACUAUGACUCAAACGGUAAAGACAGCCCUAAUGGUAACCUCAUGAGCCUGAAGUCUCAAAUGUUGGACUUCAAGGAUGAGUCGGACACGUCCAGAAGCGAGGAGUCGGAGAUCAGUGUGUUAGACCUGAGUAACUAUAUUGAGAGUAAAGAGAAUGGAGAUCGGAAGCUGGCAGAGGCUGUGAGGGGCUUGAUGGAGCUAACGACGAGGGACGAUGAUGACGACAACCUGAUGCAGAGUGACCGCUCGUCCGAGAAUCACCUCACAGAGUCAGGUCAGCACGAGGCCAGUGGGUCAGCAGAGGGCUGGGAGAUGCUGACCCUGUACACUCAGAAGCACUCCGACACCAUCCUCCACCUGCUGCUGUCUCCUUCAGCUUCUAACAACUCUCAGCUCAUCUACAACCUGUGGCGGCUGGGAGUGUCUGGGUUGGAGGACGUACAGGCUGCAGUAGAGCGGGCGAUGGAGGUGUCUGAGGCAGGCGAUGGCGGGGAUGCUUUCCUACAGUGGUCAUACAGCGUUCUCUCUGCUGUCACACCAACAGCCCUCAACAUGGACCUCAUUGCCAUGGCUCAUCAGGACUUCAAGCACCACCGAGGCCUCAUGGAGGUCACCUUGCGGUGUGGAGAGGCAGUGCUGUGGGGUCACCGACAUAGCAAUACAGAGACCUUUUACCAAGUGAACGCAGCACCGCGCCCCGGCCUACCCAUACCCUCAGACAUCAUGGCGAAGGUCCCUCACCGCGCCCGUCGCCGCCUUGACCGAGACCACAACAUUACCCUCCUGUAGGUCAGCUGUGCGACGCCUCCCUGGGACUCAUCAUACUGUCCCUUAUCAGCAAGAAUCAUUCCUCUGCUGACAAAUAACGAUUUACAUUUUGCACUUCCUGAAUGCCAAAGACAUUCCUCUCCACAUUCCGAUAAUGACCAAUGUAAGCUUUUCGUAUGUGAUAAAGUCAGAAAUUAUUAGCCUUUGAUAUAUUUCAAUACAGUUUCUAAGGAGCUUGUACAUCACUGAGUCAUCUCUUCGGUAGCUCAUUAAUGGUUCUUUUCAAGACUGCAGCAGGAAAUAUUGGUGCCUACCUUCAGCAGCUAACAGAGACUGGUCCCGAUACGUGGUGUUGAGAUGUUGGUCCCUGAGCUUAACUUGUCUCCGGCAAUUAGAAAGAAAGAGAAAAAGAAUUGAACCCGUCCUUUAUGUCGGCCAUUGAUCAGUCCAUCACGGACACCAUCGAGGUCACAUCAUCAUUCACGUGACACCUACUGGCACACGUCAAGUGCUCGCUCCCCCGACCACCACCACUGCCAAUGUUUCUGUUCUGUUCUAGACAGUAAACAGCAACACAGGCAACAGAUAUGCUAGUCUCUGGGUCCAAGAGAGUUUGCUUGCUGGGAGUACAUGGUGGCUAAGUAAGCCUUUGUUGUUCACACUUGUUCACCAAUUGUGGGGUAUGAUUGGUGUCAUCCAGGCAGUAAAAUACACAAAGAUGAUUUCUGCGAAGUAUUAACUGAGGUUGAGUAGGACUCCAGCAUUUAGGUCUACAAGGUGGUACUUCUGCUACGCUCUCAUGUGUUUCUAUAUUUCGAGUCAUUUAAUUGUACAGUUGUUUAUUGGAAUAUUAAUACAGAUUUAUUAUUCAGUAUUGUACAGCAGUAUUUGAAUAUAUGUGUGUUGCUUUAUUGAUAUUUAUGGUGUUUUCUGUUUCAUGACGCUAAUGUUCAUGUAGUUAACAUCUUACAUAAAAUGCUCUUAUAUAUAUACAGUAUAUAUAUAUAUAUAUAUAUAUAUAUAUAUAUAUAUAUAUAUAUAUAUAUAUAUAUAUAUAUAUAUAUAUAUAUAUAUAUAUAUAUAUUCUGAAUGAUGGAUUGAUGGGAAAAAAGACAUUGCAAAAAAAGAAGACAAACAUUGAUAAGAAUAUGACGUAGUGAGUCUCAGAGAAUCAUUCCUUGUGAAAGAAGUAAGAAAAUAUUGUAUACUGUACCGUACUGUACUGUACCGUACCGUACUGUACGGUACUGUACUGUACUGUACCGUACCGUACCGUACCGU